Didymodactylos carnosus is the source of this 297-nucleotide messenger RNA. The record is from the annotation of a GenBank genome assembly. Lineage: Eukaryota; Metazoa; Rotifera; Eurotatoria; Philodinida; Philodinidae.
AUGUAUGCUACAAAGGAACACAAUCCGGAGAAGUUUCAGAUUAUUGAAAUUGUAUGCAAUAAUAAAGAUGCUCUUAAACAUCUUGCAACAAAGUUUCAUGGUGAACAAGAAAUUUUACAAAAUAAAAUUAUAUCAUUUCUGAAAUUUGUAUGGGAACAGUUCGGAAAUGAAUAUCAAAUUUCAACGAAGACAGAGUGUCUUAGUAGUGAUUCUCGAAUUAUUCCUAAUGAUUGUCCUGUCUAUGUGAAGAAUGAAAUUAAAUGGUGGGUUUGGAAAUUAAUCUAUACAAUUGACUGA